This is a messenger RNA of Varanus komodoensis (Komodo dragon), 5863 nucleotides long. It is a transcript of the gene FRMD3, whose product is annotated as FERM domain containing 3. Lineage: Eukaryota; Metazoa; Chordata; Lepidosauria; Squamata; Varanidae. The coding region runs from base 135 to 2072 and encodes 645 amino acids. Gene Ontology annotation, molecular function: cytoskeletal protein binding. The transcript is spliced from 15 exons. The record is from RefSeq and is a predicted model, not a curated record. Gene Ontology annotation, cellular component: cytoskeleton.
CCUGCCGCCUCGCGAGGCAGGCGCUAGGUCACCGCUUCCCGCGUCCCUUCGCUUCCUUCCUUCUCCCCUCCCGGCGAGGAGGGGCCGAGGCAGCCGGGCUGGUCGUCGGCCCCCCGAGCUCCGGAGCGCUGUGCAUGUUCGCUCCCUGCGAUUGCGUGAGGCGAGGAGGCAGGAGGACCAUGAAAAUGAUCCGAUUCCGGAGCUCGAGCAUCAGGUCUUUGAGCCAGGAGAUGAAAUGCACCAUCCGGCUGCUGGACGACUCCGAGAUCUCCUGCCACAUCCAGAGGGAGACCAAAGGUCAGUUUCUCAUAGAUCAUGUCUGCAAUCACUACAGUUUGCUGGAAAAAGACUACUUUGGCAUUCGCUAUGUGGAUCCCGAAAAGCAGCGGCACUGGCUUGAGCCCAACAAGUCUAUCUCCAAGCAAAUGAAAUCUCAUCCACCAUAUACCAUGUGCUUUAGAGUGAAAUUCUACCCACACGAACCCCUGAAGAUUAAAGAAGAGCUUACCAGGUACCUUUUAUAUCUACAAAUCAAAAGAGAUAUUUUCCAUGGCCGUUUGCUGUGUGCAUUUUCUGAUGCUGCCUACUUGGGUGCAUGCAUCGUCCAAGCUGAACUUGGAGACUACGAUCCUGAUGAAUAUGUGGACAAUUAUGUCAGUAACUUUAAGAUUUUCCCCAAACAGUCACAAAAGCUUGAAAGAAAAAUAGCUGAAAUACAUAAAAACGAAUUCAGGGGUCAGAAUCCAGCUGUUGCCGAGUUUAAUUUAUUAUUGAAAGCACAUUCUUUAGAAACCUAUGGAGUUGAUCCCCAUCCCUGCAAGGAUUCAACAGGGACUACAACAUUUUUAGGAUUCACAGCCACAGGAUUUGUAGUUUUCCAGGGAAAUAAAAGGAUACAUUUGCUAAAAUGGUGUGAUGUCUGUAAAUUAAAGUUUGAAGGGAAGACAUUCUAUGUGAUUGGAAUUCAGAAGGAGAGAAAGGCUAUGUUGUCAUUCCAUACCUCAACACCAGCAGCUUGCAAGCAUCUUUGGAAAUGUGGAGUAGAGAACCAGGCUUUUUACAAGUAUGCAAAAUCAAGCCAAAUCAAGACUAUGUCCAGCAGCAAAAUAUUUUUUAAAGGCAGCAGGUUUCGGUACAUUGGAAAAGUUGCCAAAGAGGUGGUUGAAGCAAGUUCUAAAAUCCAGAGGGAGCCCCCUGAAGUGCACAGAACCAGCAUUGCACAAAGUCACAGCUCUCACUCUUUGAACAAACAGCUCAUAAUUAAUAUGGAGCCUCUGCAACCUCUUGUUCCAUCCCCAAAAGACCAGGAAGAGGUUCUCUCAGAUGAAGGGGAAGACCCUGCCAUCAGUUCCCACCUGGUCCAGCAUGACCCCAUCCCUGUGUUCCUUCCUGGAAGCCUGACAGCUUGGGAAUCUGGCUCCUACUCCAUGCCUCGUGAUACUCCCUCUCGUGUUCGUGCCCCCAGGUCUCUCGGUAUCCAGCUGCCGAAAGAAGAUGAUGUUUCAAUACCUAUGAUAUCCAACUCUCCUGCUAAGGAGGCAGAUGACAGUUCUGAUCUUUCUAUUGAGGAGGAGGAGAAAAUAAAGGAAGAACCUUUAACAAUCUCAGAGAUGGUGUACAAUCCAAGUACUAGCCUGCUCCCUACUCCUGUUAAUGAUGAUGAGAUUGACUUGCUCUUUCAAACCUCUCCAAGGCCAGAGAAUGAAAAAGAAGAUACAGAUUCAUUUGAGGAACUGGAGGCUGAUGAAAAUGCAUUUUUGGUUGCAGAAGAGGAGGAGCUAAAGGAAGCUCGGAAAGCACUUAGGUGGAGCUAUGAGGUUUUGAUGGGCAACAUGAAGAUAAAUGCUGUUGUGAAGAGCUUUUCUAGACUUCUUUUUGUUGGGCUUGGAAUAUUGCUGGUCAUUUUUCCUCUUCUGCUUGUACUUCUGGAAUCAGACCUUGAUAUCUCCUUUCUUCAUGAAAUCCGCCAGACUCCAGAGUUUCAGCAGUUUCACAUUGAAUAUUACUGCCCUCUUAGACAGUGGUUGGCCUGCAAAAUAGACUUUGUGAGCCGCUUGCUUGGCAGCUCUUAGAUAGUAAACAAAUGUGGUAAGACUAAGGGCUAUAUUCAAAACUAGUGAAUUUCAUUCAGUGCUUAGGUGCUCAUAAACAUCCUGAAGGCCAUCAGCAAGUAGUUCUGCAUUUUAGAUCCACAGUAGAUUUCAACAUUCUUAAGUUUCCUUUCCAUAAUUGAAUAAUUUAUUUAGCUACAUGGUGGCCUUUCAGUAACCAAAAAGUGGUUAGGUUUUUUUUCUUGCUUGUCUGUUUUUAUCAAUGACCAUACAGAACUGAAAUUUCAUUAUAAAUUUCAUUAUACUACAUUAUAAGCCAUGAUGUACUAAAUUUAAGCAUUAGUAACAGCAGAAAGGUGAUGCUUUUGAAUAUAUUCCUUAGUAAAACAAUCUCUACUAACCAAUGCCUAUACAAGCAACAUUGAUUGCUGGGAUUUCCUUUCUUGGUUCAAUUUUUCAUUUUUAAGAAUAUUUUUUAUGUAUUUGCAAAAUUUUGGUAAAUUUUUAGCAAAGACAACUUAUGAAGACAUUUAAGUGUACAGAUUAGUAAAAUAAAUGCACAAGGGCAUGUCAUGAGUUUUUAAAAUGUUUAAGCAAAGUUUUGUUUUUUAAUUGAAGAGUGAAGUUUUUAGAGAUCCGCACAAGAUGGUGAGUAGUUGGAGGUGGGAAAUAGGCAGGGUCUGCUAGAUGGAACUGAAAUGACAUUAUCAAAUACCAAGUUUCUGAGGGUGAAACUAUACAUUAUGAAGAAAACACGUGGUAACAUAGGGGUCAUUUGAAGGUGAGAAUUCAGUGGCAAGGAAGAAAUGCUUAACCCCUCUUGCACCCACCAAUUCAUGCCUUGUGGCUCCCAGUUUGUAGAUUCCAAAACUCUAAAAGAAGCUCAGCUGUAUGGGAAAACAGCCUGGGUGGGAUAUUUGCAGGGGAGAAUUAGUGGGUGCAUGACUGUUUAAGCACUCCCUCCUGUUUGUUGGUGCUACAAAUUCUGCUUGCCCCUAUAUUGAUGUUAAAUGGCAGAUGCAUGUGUUUCCCAAACAUGUCUGGUCAGUGUAAUGUGUAGUUCUGCUGUGGUAAUUGUAAAGCUGAAAAGAGGUGAGUAUUUCCUAAUUAAGUUUUCCCUAUGGCUUACCACUUCAGUUAGUGGUAAUGAAAGGUCUUUGCAAGGCAGUGGAGGUACAGUUUUGUAAGAGGUUUAGGGGAUUUUGGAUUAACUGUAGAUUAUUGUACAUAACAUAGAAAUGUGGAUAUAGAUAUAUAUUUAAAAGUCUAGAUAGACCUAAUUAAAUACAUAGAAGUUCAAAAUACACCAGUUUCUAAAAAUAGAGACUUUGUGAAAAGAAUCCUGCCCCCUGAAUCCCAGGCAUUUGAAGCUAACUAUCUUGGUCCCUUAUUCUGUUCAGUACUGUUUUUCAUUAUAAUAAAUCCCAGAGUCACUGUUUCAUGUUUUAUUAUUUCUUGUGCAUGCUAUCUCUUUUACCCAAUAGAAAUGACAAUGGAUGCACAUGGUUUUACUCAUAAAUGUGUCCCUAUAACAGUGGUGUGUGGUUAUCUUUGUUGUCUUGAUGUGCUGGGGAUUUUGUGCCGGUGUAGCUCUAAAUUCUGCUAAGAGGCUAUAAACGCAUAAAACCUCGUGUGUAUAGAGAAGAUCAGUAGGUCUUAGUGCCCAACCUUGAAAUAGAUGAGGGGGUGGAGGAAGAACCCAUCAAUUGCAUAUGUAUAUGUUAGUAUGGAUUUCCUAACACAGGCUUGGCUCCCCCACUGCCCUUUCCCCAAUUAUCUAACUGUAUCAGUCACAGGAUUCUUAUAGUGCAAUCCUAUGCAAGUUUGCUCAGAAGCAAUUCCUUAAAGCAAUGGAAUUUACUCCCAGGUAAAAGAGAAUAGGGUUACAGCCUCAGUCUUGACUCAGGUGAACACCAACUGGGUGUGUUGCCUGUGUGAAAACAAAUUGGCUCCACUAUUACUGUUAGAAUUGCAGCUAUGUAUUAUUUCUAUGGAGUUUAUCAGUACGUAAGAGAGGAAGUUUUUAUUUUAUUUUUUUUAUCCUCACAACAACCUGUUCAGCUUAUUUCAUAAUGGUGUUGUGAGUAACCUAACCUGUUGAGGAGUCAUAGUGUUUCAUCCAUAAAGAAGCAAAAAUGUUCUUUAACAAAUAAAACCAAAUGUACAGCAAAUUCAUGUGGCACACAAGUGCUUAACUGAGUAUCAGACUGUGCCUGUAAAUUACACAAUGAAAAUUCAGUAUGUUUUGUAAAAGAGCUUUGAGCCUCUGAACCAGCCCUUUGUAAAUGUUCCAUGAGCAUUAUAGAGCUCCCUUGGAUAAAGCCUCUUCUUCAGGGUAGAAGUUUCUUUCUCCCUUUUAAAGAAGUCAGCUAGUACAGGACAUUUUGGUGAUUUUCUUUUGCUUGCCCUCCAUCUCCAAAAAGGAAAAGAUACCACUUGCACCUUUUUUUAGACUAACCCUUUCUGUGCACUCUUGCACAGGUAAUUGCAAUAAUUUAUUUUACCUUCAGGACUUAAUCUUCAAGCUUUCCUGCAAUAUCAGUUCCUUUGCAAAUAAUUGCUGAUCAAUUGUUUGGUGCACAUUUAGGAUGGAAUUCAGUGGUGCUGUUCUGAGGCAGAACAACUUUCAAUCCAACAGAUGCCUCCAGAAAAAAAGGCAAGUCCCACCAAUUCUAUUUUCUUUCUCUACUUCCCAGCAAUCUCUUUCAGAGGGUUGUGGGCCGCUCCAGAGUAACUGUGGAAGGUUACUCUGGAAGACCCACUGGGUAUUGCACAGGGUAAAAAUACCCAAAUAAAUAGAUAAAAUAAAUAAGGUGGCACAAGGAGAAAGGCGACAGGAAAAAACUGCCUUUCCUCUUUGGCAAACGGGAUUGAAAGCUGCUUCUGAAGUGGAACUGUACCACUGGAUCCUGCCUAGAAUUGUUUUACAAGUUCUAGAUUAAUCCUUUUUUGUGUUAGCAUGAAUUCAAUAAGGAUACAGCAAUCUUUGGUUUCUAAAACAAAGUCAUUAGUAUUUUAGGCCCUAUAGUUAUAGAAAUAGACAACACUCACUUUGCAAAUAGAUUUACUUUUAGUAUACUAAUCCCUGUUCUGAUUCCUAUAGGUAAAUAAAAUUUCACUGUGCUCCUCAGAUAUGAACAGUUGGGUCCCAGGUUUGAAAAUGUAGUCUUGUCCGUGUUAUAGAGCUCCAAAUUUAGUAGAAGAUUUUGUCAGUAAGACUUAAUGUUAUCAGGGAAGGGUUGAACUGCAUGAGGAACAGAUUACCUCAGAGAAUGGAGUGUGCAAUAAGGAUACACGUCGUGUUGAAUGCAAGAGCAUGUACAAGAAUGUCACACAUCCUUGACCUUUAGCAAAGCUCCACAGUGAAUUCUGUCAAGUUAUGAAUGCUUGUAAGAGGGACAUCUCUUAGAGAACAGGUGGAAGUGAGAAGAGGCCAGGAAGGGGUGUGUCUGUCAACAGGCAUGCACUGUGUAGGGUGAAACAAAGUACUAGAAAAGUUGUAGCUUGGCAUAUGAGGAGUCAAAUGGUAAAGUAUUGUGUAUUUCUGUCUGUGCUUGGAAUAUAUUGUAAAACGUUAUGUACUUGAAAUCUAUUUUGUGAUUUGUGUAAUAUUUAUAAACAACUCUGGGAAGAAUUAAGUUGGGUUUAUCUCAUUGAAAUGCAAACACACACAAACAAACCUAGGGAAAAAUGUACCUGUAAAUUUGAGCCUUAUCUUUGUAAAGUGAAUUUCACAUUUCUAUGUCAACAUCUUGAUUGUUUUAUAUGUUAAUAUUCGGACAGGACUAAUAAAACAUAUUGGAAAAAAAUCA